UCGUUAACAAGCUAAUUGUCUGCUCGAUGACGUUCUUACUGGUAUUCUUAUAUCUUUGUUAGAACCACCACGCUCACUUGACCAGAAGUCGUGUUCUGUUGUUACUCCAGUUCGACCAGUUCUGGUGAUUAGAAGUGCUAUUUGUUAACUGUUUUUAUUAUUGCGUGUUUGACUCAGUAAAUAAUGUGGAAAUUUAUAUUAGCAACAAUGGGGGUUUUGUUGGUGGUUGGCAAUGUGGAGAUGCACUCUUAUCAUUUGGGUGCUUGUCCCAACAUCGAGCCACAAACUGACUUCAAUAUGCGAAAAAUGCUUGGGAUUUGGUAUGUGAUUGAAAAAACCAGCACAGCGAGUUCUUGCAUAAUUUACAAUAUAACGGAAACCGAUGAACCUGGCGAAUACAAGGUGGAGGAAAUAAGCCAACAUUUUCUGCUGAGUCUCACCCCUUUGAAGCAUGGCUACCACUAUACUGGAACCCUUAAGGUUCCUGAUAAGGCGGUUCCUGCCAGGAUGACUGUCAGCUUCCCGCUAAGUGUAGCUGGAAAGUCUUCGUUCACAGUAUUUUUGACCGACUACGAGACUUAUGCGGGGAUUUUUACAUGCCAAAGCGUAAAAUUCGUUGAAAGGCAGUCAGCUACUAUCCUGUCGCGUACGAGGAGUUUGGAUAAAAUGUACAUCGAUAAGAUCAGAUCGCGGCUUGCCAGUGCCCAAAUCGACCCAUUCGAUCUAUCGUUGAUCAACCAAAAUAACUGUCCAAGAGAUCUGGCUGAUGGUUACAACAUUAAGAUAGACGAUGAAACGAUUUCCGCUAAAGCUGCAGCCGGAGUUAUCAGGAAAGCAGGAGAGAAAAUCGGUGAUGGCGUGGAGUAUAUCGCAGGAAAAACGAAGGAAGUCUACCAUAAAGUGGCGGAUAAAUCAGAAGAUUCUGCCGGACAAAUACGAGCGCAAGCUGGCAAAUCGCUCGAUCCAGAAGCAGAGUGGUUGCCAUAAGAAAUAUACUCUUCUUAGGUUGAUUCAUUAAAAAAAAAUAUUUGUGUGAUGUCAAGGCUAGUUUGAGGACAUAUCGAGAAAACUCAAUUUUGUAAGCGGAUUUUCUUUGAAUGGAGCGUGACUUUAUCCAUAUAUGGAGUGUUUUAUUUCCGCCAAGAAAUAAAUACCCACAUAAUUAAA
Messenger RNA from Dendroctonus ponderosae (mountain pine beetle), 1167 nucleotides. Its product is annotated as apolipoprotein D. The transcript has 5 exons. The record is from RefSeq and is a predicted model, not a curated record. The coding region runs from base 184 to 987 and encodes 267 amino acids. Gene Ontology annotation, biological process: brain development; lipid transport; tissue regeneration. Gene Ontology annotation, molecular function: lipid binding. NCBI's taxonomy places the organism in Eukaryota, Metazoa, Arthropoda, Insecta, Coleoptera, Curculionidae.